Molecule: messenger RNA, 1754 nt
Organism: Nerophis ophidion (straightnose pipefish)
Lineage: Eukaryota; Metazoa; Chordata; Actinopteri; Syngnathiformes; Syngnathidae
Product: nucleolar GTP-binding protein 2-like
Exons: 11
Coding region: 1-1668 (555 amino acids)
Cellular component (GO): nucleolus
Molecular function (GO): GTP binding
Source: RefSeq, a predicted model, not a curated record
AUGUUACUCUCAUUCUCACAACUUGCUGCGCUCUGCAUUAUACCUCGCUAUGGUAGAUGGGUUAACGCUCAGUGCUACAGAGCAAAAACUGCCCUGGUCACUCUGGCUGUCAAGAAUGUGAUUGACUCGUCAGACGUGGUCAUCCAGGUGCUGGACGCCCGCGACCCUAUGGGAACGCGCUCCCAGAACAUCGAAUCAUACAUCAAGAAGGAGAAAUCUUGGAAGCAUCUGAUCUUUGUUCUCAACAAGUGUGACCUCAUCCCCACCUGGGUCACUAAACGCUGGGUGGCGCUGUUGUCUCAGGAGUAUCCCACGCUGGCUUUUCACGCCAGCCUUACCAACUCUUUCGGCAAAGGCUCCCUCAUUCAGCUCCUCAGGCAGUUUGGAAAGCUCCACACAGAUAAGAAACAAAUAAGCGUGGGCUUCAUUGGUUAUCCAAAUGUGGGAAAGAGCUCAGUCAUCAACACGCUGCGCUCCAAGAAGGUCUGCAACGUGGCGCCUAUUGCUGGAGAAACAAAGGUGUGGCAAUACAUCACUUUAAUGCGCCGUAUCUUCCUCAUUGAUUGUCCCGGUGUGGUCUACCCCUCGGAAGACAACGAAACUGAUAUUGUCCUCAAAGGAGUGGUUCAAGUAGAGAAGGUCAAGAACCCCGAGGAGCACAUAGGGGCGGUGCUGGAGCGAGCCAAACCAGAAUACAUCCAGAAGACCUACCGCGUCCCCAUGUGGACCUCCCCGGAGGAUUUCCUGGAGAAGUUGGCAUUUCGCUUUGGAAAACUUUUAAAGGGAGGCGAACCAGAUCUCCCCACUGUGUCCAAAAUGGUGUUGAAUGAUUGGCAGCGGGGGCGUAUACCUUUUUUUGUGAAGCCCCCAGGACCUCAGGGAGACCAGGGACACCACGAGGAGGCGCUGCCAGUAGAAGAGCCCUCAGAAGCAGUAGAUGUUGGACAGACUGAUGACAAACUCCCUGCUGUGGAAGAUGAACACAAGAAAAAAGAAAAGGAGCAGCUAGACAAGAUUGUCUCAAACGUGCGACAGAACUUCGGCAAGAUCAACGUGGCGCCAGAAUUCAACGAGGAAGACCUGGUCCCCGUGGAAAUGCCCGACCUGGACCUCUCUGACUUUUCUGGUUCUGAGGCUGAAGUGGAAGAGGACAGCGAGGAGGAGGACGGCGCAGAGAAAAAGAAGGAAGAGGAGGAAGACACCAGCGAGCCAGUUGGCGAUAAGGUUGCGGUCGUUGAGUCCACCCCGGCUCCCAGCAAGACUUCCAAGCAGGUGAUCCGCGAGCUGGAUGAUAAGAUCGCCAAGUAUAAGCAGUUUCUGGACCGGGCCAAAUCCAAGCGCUUCUCUGCGAUACGAAUACCUAAAUCACUUUCUGACAAAGUGCUGAGCGACAUCAAGAAGAAACGACCAGAAGCUUCUAAGAAGCAAGCACAGAAGAAAGCUGCCCCCCUGAGAAACAGGAAGAGGAAAGCUGAGGAUGAAGAACCCUCCCAGCGAGCCAACCUGUCAUCCAAAGAGAAAAGAGCAAAGGAGCGCGCCAGCAAGUCAAAGAAAGUGGGCGCACGCUAUUACGAAACACACAAUGUGAAAAACAGGAACAAGAACAAGAAAGUAGAGGUGCAGGCGGCACCUUCACAGGGCAGUAAGGCAAAGAGAGCCAAACGCUAAGCAAGCUAGUAAAUAUUCCUAAAAAGACUUUCAAUCGUACUUUAUUUUUAGAAUAAAUGUUCAAUAGUCAUCUGGAACAAUCUUAA